AUGUGGUGGUGGGAUGAGAGGUUCCUUGACAAUCUGAAAGAAUGGUGGAAGGAAGGUAAUAUCUAUUCUGGGUCUCCUAGCUUUAAGUUUGUUAAAAGAAUUCAGUUCCUGAAGAACAAAAUUAAAGAUUGGAAUAAAAUGUCAUUCAAAAAUGUAUUUGUGGAGAAAAGUAAAAUUGAGGAUGAGCUAGAAGAAAUUGGAAAUCGAGUAAUGCGAUUUAGUAUGACCAAUGUUGAAUUGGAAUUGGAGAAAAAACUUAAAACACAGUAUAUGGAAAUUUUAAAGUGGGAGGAACUGUAUUGGAAAGACAAGACUAGGGAACUGUGGAUUGUUGAGGGCGAUCUCAAUACUAAAUUCAUUCAUGCUUCUUCCAAGGCCAAAAGGAUCAACAACAAAAUAUUUGCAAUCAAAGAUGAGAAUGGGAUUUUGAAAACUGAGGCCAAUGGCAUUGAGCUAAUUUCUCUCAGGUAUUACAUGGACAUAUUAGGGGGCAUUGAGCAUGAGUCGUGUUUAAUACCAAUGAUUGAGGAAGUCAUUAAUCCUCAGAUUUCUAGCUCUGAUUGUGAUAUGUCACUUGCACCUUACUCUUUGGAGGAAAUUAAACAUGCCAUAUUUUCUUUUCAUCCCCAAAAGGCACCCGGACCGGAUGGCAUAACGAUAGAGCUUUUUCAAAAAUGCUAG
Cryptomeria japonica (Japanese cedar) is the source of this 681-nucleotide messenger RNA. RefSeq lists its product as uncharacterized. The record is from RefSeq and is a predicted model, not a curated record. Lineage: Eukaryota; Viridiplantae; Streptophyta; Pinopsida; Cupressales; Cupressaceae. The transcript has a single exon. The coding region runs from base 1 to 681 and encodes 226 amino acids.